Effrenium voratum is the source of this 1671-nucleotide messenger RNA. Lineage: Eukaryota; Dinophyceae; Suessiales; Symbiodiniaceae. The record is from the annotation of a GenBank genome assembly.
CCCAGAGGCCCAGUAGACAGCCUGGGCCCGAACUCGGCCGAGCGCCGGGCCUGGCGCAGCAUGCGCGCCAUGUGGGGGCUGCUGGUGGGCGGCUUCCUGCUGCGGCUGCUCCUGCUGCCGCUGCAGCUCUACCGAUCCACCGACUUCGAGGUUCACAGGAACUGGCUCGCGGUGACGCACAGCCUGCCCAUGUCCGAGUGGUACUUCGAGGCGACCUCCGAGUGGACCUUGGACUACCCGCCCGCCUUUGCCUACUUCGAGUGGCUCCUGUCGCAGGCGGCCGCUCGGGUAGAUCCCGGCAUGCUGGAAGUGCGGAACCUGGAGUAUGGCAGUCCAGCCACCGUCCUCUUCCAGCGGUGCUCGGUGAUCUGCGGCGACCUCAUCUUGGUCUUGGGCGCCUGGUGCAUGGGGGGCCUGCAGGCUGCGGUGCCUCUGCUCUGGAACUCGGGCCUGCUGGUGGUGGACCAUGUGCACUUCCAAUACAACGGAAUGCUCUACGGCCUUCUGCUCUUGUCCAUAGCUGCCAUUGAAUCCGGCCGCGUCUACGUUGGCUCGGUGCUCUUCGUGCUGCUUCUCUGCAUGAAGCACAUCUUCCUCUACGUGGCCCCGGUCUUCUUCGUCUUUUUGCUGCGGUCCCACUGCGAUGCCCGGCUCCAAUUCCCCUUCCUGCGCUGGGGUCGCCUGGUGAAGCUGGGGCUAGCGGUGCUGGGCACUUUGCUGGUGCUUCUUGGCCCCUUCCUCCAGCAGCUCCCGCAGCUUCUGAAGCGCCUCUUCCCCUUCGGCCGGGGCCUCACGCACGCCUACUGGGCGCCCAACUGCUGGGCGCUCUACAACACCCUGGACCGAGUCCUGGCCAAGGUGGUGGGCUCCAAGUCAGGCAGCGCAUCGACGGCUGGCUUUGCCGAGGUCUACGAGUCCGCGGUGCUGUGGACCGUGCCACCGCCGGCCACCUUCGUGCUGACGUUGUUGGCCUACGGCCCUUUGCUGGUGCGCAUUUGGCAGGUGACGAAGGCGGAGAGCCGCGAGAAGGGGCGCCUUGCGCUCUACGUGGCGCUGGGCUCGGCGGUGGCCUUUACCUUCGGCUGGCAUGUGCACGAGAAGGCCAUUCUGAUGGUCACGGUGCCGCUGAUGGCGGCCUCGAUCCGCAUGGACUCCAACCGGUACCCUUUGGGGCGUUUGGCCGUGGCCUUGUCUACUGUGAGCGCCUUCUCUGUGAUGCCGCUGCUGCCUCUGCAGCCCAAGGAGACGGCGGUGAAGUGGAUCCUCUUCUGCGCGGGGCUGCUGGUGGAGAGCCACUGCCUGGCGCGGCGCUUUGGGGACGACUGGACCUGGCGCAAGGUGUUGUCGUCCAUGGCGUACUUUCUGGACUGGCAACUGGUGGUGCCGGCCUACGUGCUGCUGGGCCUCUACCACGAGGCUGGCGGGCAUCGCCUACUCUUCCGGGGCAGAAUGGAGUUUCUGCCGCUGAUGCUGAUCUCCGACGUCUGCGCCGUGCUGGUGCUCACGUACUUUGGGAAGCUCUACGAGCUGCUGCCGAUUUAUGUCAAGGAGGCGAACGACUGAGGCGUCAGCCAUGCGGUGAACCGCCUCACGCGGUGUUGGCGUGCGCUUUACAGGGCGCGCGUUAUGAAGCCGCUGAUGGGAGUUCACAAGAGCAGUGCAAAAGAGGGC